AUGCCUGCGAGCGGCGAGACGGCCAUAGGCAUCGAUUUAGGCACAACGUACAGCUGCGUGGGCGUGUGGCAGCAUGACCGGGUUGAGAUUAUAGCGAAUGACCAGGGGAACCGCACCACGCCCUCGUUUGUAGCAUUCACUGACACGGAGAGGCUGAUUGGCGACGCUGCUAAGAACCAAGUUGCUAUGAACCCCACCAACACGGUUUUCGGUAAAACACAGCAUAAGGCC
Molecule: messenger RNA, 231 nt
Organism: Closterium sp. Naga37s-1
Lineage: Eukaryota; Viridiplantae; Streptophyta; Zygnematophyceae; Desmidiales; Closteriaceae
Source: the annotation of a GenBank genome assembly